UCGACGUCUCGGCAAGGUGUCUUCCAACAUUCAGAAAGCGGGGCAUCCGGCGGCCGCAUCGGCAUCGUCCCCCAUCCGUCCACUCUCGCCCGCCGUUUCGCAGCCACAUCGCCGUCACUCUAAGAUGAGGCCCACCUCUAAGCUACGAUCGAUAGUUACCUGGAUAGUCAUCAUCUUCAGCUUACACUUGCGCUCACAACGACCUGAGUGACCUCGACAUCAUAUCCUGAGCGUUUCGACAGAACCCGCGCAUUCUAAAAUGACCUCCAACUCUUCGCCCAACCCUACUGAAUUCACCUAUCGCAAUGGCGACUUUGAGCUUACGGCCGACUACUAUGUCCCGGACGUCUCGCAGACUGAGCAGUCGACCUCUCGACCUCUGAUCAUGUUCAUUCAUGGCGGGGCCUAUAUGCUCGGCAACUCUCGUAUGAACUCGAACCUCCAGAUUACAGACUGCUUGUCUCGCGGAUGGAUCGUCGUUGCCCCGAACCACCGCCUAUGUCCCCAAGUAGACGUGCUCGAAGGCCCAAUCUCGGACUGUCGCCGUCUAUGGCAAUGGAUUCAUGCUGGGGAUCUCGACGGACUGCUUGGCGAACACGGGCACAACAUCACCGUCGAUCGUUCCAGGAUGGUCGUCAUCGGCACGUCCGCAGGGGGCAUGAUCGCCUACUCGCUCGCAUUCGCAGAUCAGCCCAAUCCUCCGCUCGCCAUCCUCGACUUUUAUGGCUCCAAGGAUCCUCGCAACUCGUUAUGGUCCGAGACUUUGCCUUUCAUCCCCGCUCCCCCAAUGCAGGCCGACACGAUCGACCGCGUCCUCGCCGAGACGCCUACUGCGACCAAACACUCGGUCUCCCUCGAAGGUCAGAAAUCUGACUCUCUACCUGACGCCCGUUUCACAUGGGCUAUGAACCUGAUCAAGACGGCUCGACUCUGGCCAACCAUCUAUCCUCGGGCCGUCACCGAUCCAUCUACGUAUGCUCUGAUCGAUAGCAUGCAAAAUGUCCACCCCAAACACCCUCCAACUUGUAUCAUCCACGGAGACGCCGAUAAGAUGGUCCCUCUGUCCAUCAGCCAGGGGCAAUACGACUUGCUCCAAGCCAACGGGAUCGAGAGCGAGCUCAUCGUGGUCCCUGGUGAAGGACAUACGUUUGCGGGCAAGAUGGAAAAGGGGAGUAGGACAUAUGAGAUUCAGCGACAGGGGUUCGAUUGGUUGGAGCGCAAGAUCAGGGAGGUCUAAUGUACGAGUAGGCCCGGGAGCAUCGUUAGUCGUUGUAAUCUCAAGCGAUUGUGGUACAUAUAUUCAAAUCAUGCCAGUCG
This is a messenger RNA of Filobasidium floriforme, 1317 nucleotides long. Its product is annotated as Alpha/Beta hydrolase protein. Gene Ontology annotation, molecular function: hydrolase activity. The record is from RefSeq and is a predicted model, not a curated record. Bases 260 to 1237 code for a protein of 325 amino acids. The transcript has 2 exons. Lineage: Eukaryota; Fungi; Basidiomycota; Tremellomycetes; Filobasidiales; Filobasidiaceae.